UAUGUCCCCUAUCUCUCUCUCUUCCACUCUGUUCUUCCGCAUCAUACGCCUGUCUCUGCUUUCUCUCUCUAAAAAUCUGUUUUUUGUUUCUUUUUUUUCCAUUCUAAUUCUUCCCAUUUUCUAUAAUCUUUCUAGAAUUUUCACACCCAAAAGUUUUUUUUUUUCUCUUUUCUAUCUAUCUCCGUUGAUUUGAUUUGAACACAGUUGAUUUUCGGCCACAAUUUUCACUUAUUUCUCCGUGUUUGUGUUUCAUGAUUCAUUUCCAAUUCGUUAGUUUCUAAUCUUUUUGUGUCCUUUUGGUUGAAGCUCUCGGGCUCUUGAUUCUCUUCGAGACGCUUUGUCUUGAUUGAAUACAGGGGCUGGAAGCUUCCUGAUUUCUUGAAACUCCAACUGGGGAUUGGUUUUUAUUAAAUUUUCUGAUGCUCUUUUGAAUUUUGUUCAUUGGGUUUCGUGGUUCUUUCAAUCGAAGAAGAUUCCUGAGCUUUGUUUUGUGAAUGUUGUGUCGAUUCCGACUUUAUAGGGAUUUCAUUGUUUAUGAGGAUGAAUAGUUGUUGAGAUGGACAGUUCGGAGACCUAGAUUCUGUAUAUUCUGUUGUAUAAAGGAAGUGGGAAUAUUUUGGUUUUGGAUUCGUUUUGUUGCGAUUCUUUCAUCGAAGUGGCUGAUAAAAUGACUCCCAUUUUGAGUUAUGUUGUGUCUAAAUGGCAAGCGUUGUCCACUUCUGACCACGCCUCUGUUGUUUCCAUUAACUUGUUUGUGGCACUUCUCUGUGCUUGUAUUGUCAUUGGUCAUCUUCUUGAGGAGACCCGGUGGAUGAAUGAGUCCAUCACCGCACUCUUUAUUGGUUUGUUUACUGGAAUCAUCAUUUUACUAGUUAGUGGUGGGAAAAGUUCGCAUCUAUUGCUCUUUAGCGAAGACACGUUCUUCAUUUAUCUUCUGCCUCCGAUUAUAUUCAACGCCGGGUUUCAGGUGAAAAAGAAGCAGUUCUUUGUUAACUUUAUGACCAUUAUGAUGUUUGGCGCAAUUGGUACAUUAGUCUCUUGUUCAGUCAUCUCAUUAGGAGCUUUUCAGUUAUUUAAGAAAAUGGAUGUUGGAUCUCUCGAAAUUGCUGAUAUUUUAGCAAUUGGAGCUAUAUUUGCCGCAACAGAUUCUGUAUGCACGUUGCAGAUAUUAAACCAGGAUGAAACCCCUCUACUUUACAGUCUAGUAUUUGGGGAGGGUGUAGUGAAUGACGCCACAUCUGUGGUGCUUUUCAAUGCAAUUCAGAGCUUAGAUCUCAGUAAAGUUGAUGCAACAGUUGGUUUGCAUUUUAUUGGGAGCUUCUUUUAUUUAUUUUCAACCAGCACUUUACUCGGAGUAUUUGUUGGCUUGCUGAGUGCUUAUGUCAUCAAAAAGUUAUAUUUUGGCAGGCACUCAACAGAUCGUGAGGUUGCUCUUAUGAUACUCAUGGCAUAUCUUUCUUAUAUGCUGGCUGAAUUACUAGAUUUGAGUGGCAUUCUCACGGUGUUCUUUUGUGGAAUUGUAAUGUCACAUUAUACCUGGCAUAAUGUGACUGAGAGCUCAAGAGUUACCACCAAGCAUGCUUUUGCCACCUUAUCCUUCAUUUCUGAGACGUUUAUCUUCGUCUAUGUCGGCAUGGAUGCAUUGGACAUUGAGAAGUGGAGCUUUGUUAGUGAUAGUCCGGGGACAUCAGUUGCUGUGAGCGCAAUAUUACUAGGCCUUGUUAUGGUUGGAAGAGCUGCUUUUGUUUUUCCGUUGUCAUUUAUAUCAAACUUGGCUAAAAAAUCUGCUAGCGAGAAAAUUACCUUCCGGGAACAAGUUAUCAUUUGGUGGGCUGGUCUCAUGAGAGGGGCUGUCUCUAUUGCUUUAGCUUAUCAUCAGUUCACUAGAGCUGGGCACACUCAACUUCGAGGGAAUGCAAUGAUGAUCACCAGUACCAUCACUGUUGUCCUCUUCAGCACGAUGGUGUUUGGAUUAUUGACCAAGCCUCUUAUUAACUGUUUGAUACCUCAACCAAAACACACCACCAGCAUGCUAUCGGACCCUGGGACUCCAAAGUCAUUCUCGGUUCCACUACUUGGAAGUGCACAGGAGUCAGAGCUGGAUCUUCCUCGUCCAAGCAGUAUACGUGCACUCCUUGCGACUCCUACACACACUGUUCAUCGCUACUGGCGAAAGUUCGACGAUGCCUUCAUGCGUCCAAUGUUUGGGGGUCGGGGUUUUGUUCCUUUUGUUCCAGGAUCGCCAACCGAAAGGGGUCGACACUGAGAACAAACCCCCACUCAGGAUGCUUUAAACAAUGUAAGAUAUGUAAAUCAAGAUGGAUAAUUUACUUUGCCAUGUCAAGUUUUCGAGCAGCAGACAAGGGCAGGUGGUGUGUACCGCACGUUUGCUAGGAAUGGCGUGAUGCGGAGCUGAUGGAAUUUGUUGAUUCUCUCUUGCCUGUUUGCUGCCCUCUUAUUUUUGGUACAAAUCGUUAUGGUUUGUUUUUUGUAUUUCGUUGUGAGUAUUUGUUUUGGUAAUAUGACAUUGAUUAGUAUAGUGCGAAGGACAAUAUGGAAAUGGGUUAAAUUUUUGUAUUCUCAUUCUUUUUUAAGAGAGAAAAAUGUGUGAAGUUGGUUAUAGGAUUGUCCCACCUUAGUGCCUUUUUUUCUUUCUGUUUUUGUUUAUGAUAUGAUACAAAUAUUUUGAA
Molecule: messenger RNA, 2690 nt
Organism: Cucumis sativus (cucumber)
Lineage: Eukaryota; Viridiplantae; Streptophyta; Magnoliopsida; Cucurbitales; Cucurbitaceae
Product: sodium/hydrogen exchanger 2
Exons: 15
Coding region: 668-2266 (532 amino acids)
Biological process (GO): sodium ion transport; proton transmembrane transport; regulation of stomatal closure
Cellular component (GO): membrane
Molecular function (GO): sodium:proton antiporter activity
Source: RefSeq, a predicted model, not a curated record